CCCACUCGAAACCUCAUAUUGAUACACUCUAUUUUUUUGGAUACAGUAAGAUUUGGGAAGGUUCAUUAAUAUCUCUGCAGUUAGACCAAUGUGUCCUGCUUCUCUUUAUCAACAGCGCUGCAUGUAACAUGCUGAGCCGUCUGCCUCCUCUUUCUCGUCUCGCCAGUGACAGCUGAAUAAGUAUGGAGGCUAUUACCAGUCACAGCAGCUGCGAAGAAGUCAGAGAAGCGCUGUUGAAGUCCGGCUUUUCUGAAACAACUGCAGACUUGUUUUAUGAUAAUGAAGUUGAUGGGAUGUCGAUUUUAAACAUCAAAGACCAGGAUUUGUUUCUUAUGCUGCCCAACAAGAUCGGCUUGGUUAGGAAACUGAUUGUAAUGAUAGAUGAGCACAAGGCACAGUUAGCAGCCCUGCCAUCGCCUUCAGUGGUUAAAUUAGAGUCGCCAGCGUCAUCAUUGUCAGAAAAUGAACUGGAACAAGAGCAAGAGCAAAUGCAGGCCCACACUCAAGAACACGAACACAACGACACAGCCGUUCCAAACUAUUCAGAUCGCAUUAAGACUUUACUGGAAAAUGGAAGAAUAAUUGAAGAUUUUGACAAAUUUAUUGAAGAAACUGCGUACUAUGUGUUAUCUCAUGGAGAUAUAACAAGUCGAAGACGUUAUGCUGAAUUUGGCAGACACAUGUAUGAACAAUUUCCAUGCCUAGGCUUCAGUGGUCAGCAACCCUGGUCCUUUUUUUGCAAAAAGCUAUCACAAAAAAUACGGAAUCUAAGAUGGAAAAGAAAGAAAGGUUUAAACAGUUAUCCAGACUUUAUCAGCAAGAAAACAUCCACAGAACUGCACUCAACAGUAAGAGAUAUCCACAUGACUUUGAAACAAUGCACAAAGCUUAUUGCUGAUGAACUGAGGAAGCCACAUAUGCAGCAGAACAGGACCCUGCUCAAACACCUUCAGAAGAUCUCGUACAAAGACAGACGGCUGGACAUCGCUCGGUCUGAAGAGGGAGCUGUCCAGGACAUUCUUAAGAAGUAUCCCUUAUUGAAUGACAUGGAGUAUAUCCAAUUAGAAUUUAAAAUGCUUGUGAAACUUGGUGACACAGAGGCAUCAUGGACUACUCUUCUUGUAAACCUGGAGAAGGCCAUGUCAGUGGAGAGAAACAAUGAGGUGGGAUGGUUGAGAAAUUACUUAACAUUACAUUGGAAGGCUUCAAUUUAUUUAUCAACAUCAGUUUAACGGCAGUAUUGUAGAUAUGUAACAGUGUGGUGGCCGGGCCUGAGCCAGUGACUGUGUGUCACCCCCACCCUUGAGCGAGUGUCUUACAGUUCACACAAUAUCCAGACUGCAGAACAGUUACAGAGGUUUUAACCUCAUCUCAGUGGCAGCGGUCAGAAUGUGUAGCACUGUUUGUUACAGAGGCUUGCGCCUGUAUGUUUCAAAUCAAUUUGUAUGUGCUUUUUUAUGAGAAUGUAAUGAAUUAGUAACUACAGUUUGUGUUGUACUGCAAACCAGUGCCAUUGCUAAAAUGUUCAUACUGAUUCAACACUGUGUAGAGGCUUCAUGAAUAAUGUACGACUCAGUAAUGUGGCAUCAUUAAAGCAAGUUAUCAUAAUUAAUACUACUUACAUAGCCAUCACCACAUUGUCCAUUCUUUGAUCGGUGCCAACAAUGCUGCUGCAAAUUUUCAACAAACAACCUGAAACUUGGUACAAAUUCAAAUAGAACCCAAGUCUAAGUGAGUCAAAUUGACAGUAAAAAAAUACUGAGUGGCAGUCUGUUAG
Messenger RNA from Polyodon spathula (Mississippi paddlefish), 1777 nucleotides. RefSeq lists its product as uncharacterized. Lineage: Eukaryota; Metazoa; Chordata; Actinopteri; Acipenseriformes; Polyodontidae. The record is from RefSeq and is a predicted model, not a curated record. The transcript is spliced from 7 exons. Bases 183 to 1232 code for a protein of 349 amino acids.